Periophthalmus magnuspinnatus is the source of this 2608-nucleotide messenger RNA. RefSeq names its product FYN binding protein b (gene fyb1b). The transcript has 19 exons. Gene Ontology annotation, biological process: protein localization to plasma membrane; T cell receptor signaling pathway; integrin-mediated signaling pathway. Gene Ontology annotation, cellular component: plasma membrane. Gene Ontology annotation, molecular function: protein binding. The coding region runs from base 191 to 2425 and encodes 744 amino acids. The record is from RefSeq and is a predicted model, not a curated record. NCBI's taxonomy places the organism in Eukaryota, Metazoa, Chordata, Actinopteri, Gobiiformes, Gobiidae.
GAUGAAGUUCAUAUUUGCUCACACUGAAGGCACAGACACUCAAUGCUGUUGGAUGUUCUGUUGCUCUACAUCUCUACUUUGAAGAACUUUCCCACCCAGAGUCUGAACACUUAAGAUAAAUAAUAGUAAUCAAGCUCACUACUUUGUCCUGUAGCUAGCUGGACACAGCAGAAGGACUGACUCCUGCAUUAUGGACAACAAGUCUGAUGUGAGGGCCAUUAUGGCUCGCUUUCAGGCAAACGGGUCAAGCAGCGAAGAUGUCCCCUCCACUGGACCAGGACGUAUCAAACAACCAGUCCAUGCCACUCUGUCAGGGCAGCCGCUGCACAUGAAAAAGCCUUUGUCAGACAGUGGUGCAACUAUUCCUCCAAAAUCCUCUUUUCUUAAAAACACUCCAUCUAAAAGUGACAUAGUGGUCCAAGAAGUAAACAAAACCAAAGCUCUGGCUAGUAUAUUCACAAACCCCCAGGAAGACACAAGUCCACCUUUCACCAAACAUAAGUUACCCUCAAAGUCAUCUUUUAUACAAAUGCCAGAGCCUAUAGCACCUCCGACCAAGCCCAGUAUGAUUGUUUCUAGGACAGAGCCCAAACCGGCCUUUCCUAAACCUGCUGUGAUCAGCACCAAACCAAACUGGAUCAAAGAGGACUCCACAUCUUCUCCACCACCCCCCGCACCCAAAAUACCUGCUGUACCACUCAAACCUAACAGCAACUUUGUCAAAUUACAGCAGCAAAGAGAGGCAAAUGUUCAGCACACAAAGGCAGAAGUGAUCACAGACCCUGUAAUAAAACCCACACUUCCUAUAAUCCCCGUUGCAAAGCCAACAUCCAACAUGAGGACUGCACAAACCCUUUUCAACAAAGAGCCAGCGGAGCAAGAGACCUGCAUGAAGCCAAGUGCAGUUAACAAACUGCCUCUAAGUAACUCCAUUCCCCCUCCCAAACCUCUCACCAGUAAGAAGCCUAGCCUGAAGAAGCCCUCCCCUCACAUAAACAAUAGUGACCCUUCAGGGCCAAAGAAGAACCCGCUCCCCAACAGCUUAGCUCUGGGCCCAGCUCCAGCUAAACCAAACCGACCUCCACAUGUCAAACUAGAUGUCUUUGAGGGAGGACUCAAGACACCUGCUGAUGAUCCAAAGAGGACCAUAUCCCCACCUCCACCCUCUCACCCUAGUAACCACAGCAACCAUGUGACCCCUCCUCCACCCCGUCUUCCAAGUCUGCACCCAAGACACACAGAAGCUGUAAAUCCAGCAGAAGAUGAUGUUGAUGGACUGACCAGUGCACCUCCACCACUGCCACCAGUUCAUCCAAGCCAGAUAUCAAAGGAGAAAGAUGAAGAUGAUGAUGAAGAAGAUGAGGAAAUGUAUGAGGAUCUUGAUGAGAGAUGGGAAGCAACUGAACAAAAACAAGAAAAGAAAAAAGUGAAAGAUAUCAAGGAAGAAAGAAAACGCUUAGAAGCUGAGAGAAAGGAACAGAAGGAGCGAGAGAAGAAAGAACAAGAGGCCAAGAAGAAAUUUAAGUUGGUGGGUCCAGUGGAGGUUUUACAGAAAGGCAAGGCUCGUGCGGACUUUAAAGGCAAUAAGACUGACCUCAGUCUGAAGCAGGGAGACUCACUGGACAUCAUCCGUAUCCAUGGCAACCCUGAGGGCAAGUGGUUGGGCCGCUCACUAGACGGAUCAAUUGGCUACGUAAAGAUAACAUCAGUGGAAAUUGACUUCAACUCUCUAAAGCAGCAAGGGGCUGGGCAGGCUGAUGAACCUGAGCUAUAUGAUGACAUUGAUGUGGCACCACCUGAGAAAAGUAAAACCAAAGGUCCUGAGGUGGUUUUCCCACCUCUUCCUGUGGAUGGAGAAGAGAUAUAUGAUGAUGUAGAUCCAAUCGUAGAUAUUAGUUCCUCAGAAGCACUGCAGUCUCCGAUGAAGCCACGUGUCUUCCAGUGGAUGCUUGAAAGGAGCAGAAGGGCUCCCAGCACUAAAGUAUUACCCCCACCGAGUCAGUUUUCAGGAGAUACAGAUCAAAAGGGUGGUGCCAUUGACGAAGAGAUUUAUGAUGAUGUGGACUCCCAAAAUAUCCCUCCCCCUUCACCCAUGAUAGGCAUACCAAAGGUAGAUCCAAAGAGGCAGAAAAGGUUAGAGAAAGAAGAGAAGGAAUUCAGAAAGAAGUUUAAGUAUGAAGGUGAGAUCACAGUACUGGAUCAGGUGACCAUCAUCCCAAAUCUAACCAACAAGAAGUGGAGUAGCAAAGAGCUGCCACUCAAAGCAGGGGAGAAACUCGAUGUCAUUGUGAAAGCAAUUGAUAACAAACUCAUCUGUAGAAAUGAAGAUGGCAAAUUUGGUUUUGUAUCAACCAGCUACAUUGUUACAGAUGAUGGAGAUAUCUAUGAUGAUAUUGGAGAUGACUGCAUCUAUGAUAAUGACUGAGGAAUUUAAAGUGUCAUUGGAACUGAUAUUCCAUAUAUUUAUUUCUUCUGCACUGAUACAUGUGGUACAGCAAUAUCUGAAAUUUUACAAAAGUUUGCAUAUUCAUAUAGGCCACAAAAAUGUAUUAUGUAGCAUUAUGGUAGAAAACAUAACAAUUGCAAAUGCAAUACAUUUUUAUGUAUG